UAAGGCGCGCCGCUGAUGACGCCACAAGUUGUUCGACAAGCAGCUUUCGUUAACUGUCUAUGAGCACAACAAGGAAGUGCCUGUCUGGCUCAACCCGUUUGGACGGAGCGACUUUAUGAGCUAUGCUUUUCCUGUAGCACAGGAUGCCUGUUGAAAGCCUGGAGGAAAGGACAGUGGAGGUGCUGGGGCUGCCUGCAGCAGUGGAUGAGGAGCUGCUCUUUCUGUACUUCGAGAAUAAGCGCCGCUCCGGGGGAGGUCCACUCGUCUCUGUGGAGAAGAAGGGUGACCGCGCCAUAUUGGUGUUUGAAGAGGCAGAAGGCAACCCAAGUGCUGUUCCAAAAGGGCACCACGUUCUGCAUAAUGUGGAGCUGAGUGUGAGAAAGCCGGCCUCAAAGGACCCAUGUAGACUGCUGCUGCGGGGGAUCAACCCCAACACCAGCACAGAGAUGAUAGAGCUCUAUGUGGAGAACAUGAUGGACUUGAACGUGCUUGACUACGCUCUGUAUCCCUUGCCGGGAAGAGACUUCAUUCUCAUUCACCUCAGCCAACCCUUCUCGAAAGACUUCCAAAACCUUAGUGCUAAAAUCUCUAAGAGGAAACUCGACGGGGCCUUGGUAACUCUUGAACAGACUGAGCAAACUGACUCUGUCUUAGUGGAGAACCUGCGCCCUAGCACCACUCCAGACAUGCUCACUUUGUACUUUGAGAGUGAGCGAGGUGGGAAUCAGAAGGUGGAGGAGGUCACAAUGCUUUCAGAGGGUAGAGCCAAGGUGUCCUUUGUCAAUUAUGAAUCUGUGGGCCCUGUCCUGGCUCGCCCCCACAAACUGGAAGGCGCUGAUCUUGUUGUGGUGCCGUACCUCGACUGUCUUCAACCCACGGAAAGAUUAACGUCACAAGACUCUGGAAUUGGCAGCCAAGAUAUGACUGAGAGAAACUUGGAGGAUAUUGAGAUGCAGACUAGUCCUCCCGUGGCGGUCCAUGCAAACAGACCGCCCUCCCCUCAGAUGGCCUUGAAGCCUCUUGCUGCACAGGUAGCAGUAGAAGAAGCGGCAGAGGAAGUCAUGGACCAAACGGAGGACGAUGAUACGCUAUUAAGCCACGUUGCUAUCGCUGACCCAGUAAAACUCGCUUUGUUUCAACUCAGCACCUUUCGGAAGGACACUGAAAAGGCUCACCCGAGUUUCACCAUCCAAAUCAAAGACAAUGGCGUGCACAUUGCAGGGACUGACAGGCAAAAGGUGGAGCAGAUAAAGAACGCCAUCUUGGACUGUUUUGGCAAAAUGGCUGAGACUCAUUUCACCGUCGAGCCAGAAAAGGCGCAGUUCCUUGCGAGAGAAGAUGUAAAAGAGCGUUUACUGCAAAGCAUGGAUCAAACUGGGUCACCUGCUAUGUACAGCGUAUCAGACUGUAAUGUCAAGGUAACCUCCCUCUCCCAGGACUCUAUUAACCAGGCAAAUAGCUUUUUGAAAUCCCAGCUGUGUCACUUCAGCAUUCGGGUGGACACGGAAUACGAGUGCAUGUUAUAUUGCAGAGAGUGGACAGAUUUCCUGAAGGCUCUGGGUUUCUGCUCUGUUAAAGUGUCCGACGGAGGAGGCGAAAUUGACGUGGUCACUCUGAAAGGUAUGGAGAAUGAGAAGCAGACUGCAAUCAUGGAGUUUCUCACUACACCCAUUGAAAGGGAGACGGUCAUCUCUAUGGAGCCAGGCAUGCUGAAAUACAUCCAGAUUCAUUGUCACCAGCUGCUGGCUGACAUGGCCCAAGUGUCUAUUUUCCCACUAGAAGCAGAGGACGUCUGUGGGUUAAAGAUCCAUGGCCCUGCUACUGCUUGUCAAAUGGCUGAGGAGGUGUUGCAAGGCGUGGUGUCCUCUAUCUGCACCAGAACCAUCACUGUGAACGCUCCCGGAGUGACUCGGUUUUUCGACGAGAAGGAGUGCAAGAGCAUCAUGGAGGAGAUGGAGAGAAAGUUUCAGGUCUAUAUCAGCACGAAGCAUGUGCCCUGGGAAUUCCUGCCACACCAGGACUUUUUAGAAACUGCGUGGGACAUGAUGUCCCACAAAAACUUCCAGAAAGUGUCUUUGGAUGGUGCUUCACAGGAAUUAAAAUCAGACUCGAUGCAAACGGAUCACAAUGGAGUUCCUGGCAACGGCCUUUUAGAGGAGGCAAAGAGAAUCGUCUCAGCCGUCGAUGAAAGACCCGAGGGAGGUGUGUCCAAUUCCGACCAACCUGAUGACAUGGAUGGCCUGGACCUGUACACGGCAGAGGAACCGACCAGCCUGACAGACCAAGACUCUUGUGUGACUUCUGUCGAUGCGUCUCAGCGCUCGACUGAAGGGAACGCUGCGAGUGGGUUAUUCGCGCAGAGCGAUGGAGCUCGGGGCCUUUCUAGCAACCUUGAAGAGGAGGCCCAGCUUUCUUUAGCCAUUCAGUACUCUAUGGAGUCCAGCCAUUGGUCCCUGGAGGAUGAUGAGGAACAGCUGCAAAAAGCCUUGGAGCUGUCCAAGAAAAUGAUCCCACAUGAAGCAUCUUCCGGUUGUACUGGCAAGAAGGUGGGCCGGCAGAAGAAUAAGGACCCCAACGUGUCUUUACAGGACGCCAUCAAGGCAGCCAACACCAUGCAGUUGCUCGUCUUCGCAGGUUAUAACUGCGACCUGAUUCGGGUGGACAUAGCCUUCGGGAAGAAGGUCAGCCAGAGACAGAUCGAGGAGAAACUAGAGCACAGGGCUGUGAAGAACAUGUCAGAGUACCACAGGAAGUGUCUGGAGGUGAUCAAGAGGAAGCACGGGGUGGAGAUCCAGAUUCAGGGCACCAUAAUCACCGUUUCUGGCUUCAAGGAGUACGUGCCCGGAGGACUGUGUGACGUGAAGCUGCUGCUGGAGAGAAUCUCCAACUCUGUCUCCGACCGGGAAAUCCUGCGGACUGUCCAGUGGGCGUACCACGAUCCGGCCACUUCGGAGAAGAUUCCUUAUUCGCCCGAUGCCACUGUGUUCAUCGAGAAUGCUCUGAGGCUGAGGCGGAAAAAGGUGGAUAUCUUGCUGGACAAUCAGCCCCACGUCAUCGACUUUGAGAAGAUGGAAGAACACAACGUAGCUUCGGGGAAGUCUGUGAAAAUCUCCAGGAAAUUGCCCGAGUUGGGGGAUUUGGUUGAGGAUGUACCAGAAGAGGAGUACUCUCUGCUGUCGAACCUGCCCGAAGCCACCAAAAUCGACGAGGAAUCGGACGAAUUUCAGGAGGUGGUGAAGAAUUUCUACGAGACCAUACAGGAAUACCACAGCAAAAUCCGAAUCAUACAGGUGGAGAAGCUCAUGAACCGACUGCUGUACAACCAGUACAAGUUGAAGAAGGCGAGCGUACUGCAGCGCGCCACGUAUCCGGAAAUUGAGCGGACUCUCUAUCACGGCACGAGUGAGAAGUCUGUGAAAGAGAUCUGCGUUCACGGAUUCAACAGAAGCUUUUGUGGAAAGAACGCCACUGUCUGGGGUCAGGGGGUGUACUUUGCUGUCAACUCUGCGCUGUCGGUCCAGGAGCAGUAUUCCCCCCCGAAUGCAGACGGAUACAAGUUUGUCUUUGUGUCAAAAGUUCUAACCGGAGACUACACUACAGGAGACCAUUCGAUGAAGACCGCCCCGCUGAAGGAGACCGACGGUAUUCCGCUCCGAUACGACAGCGUGACCGAUGACAUCACGAAGCCGUCAAUGUUUGUCAUCUUCAACGAUACGCAGGCUUUUCCUGAAUAUCUCAUCACAUGCCAAAGAGUCCACCGCUGAGGAAACAUUAGGACUUUAAGUAUGGAGGAAUAAAGGACUGCUUCUUUUAGGUUUUUACCUUGUUUAGGAAAAAGUGCAUUUGAUUCAUAAAGGGCUAAUUAUUAUUGUUAUAGUGUACUGUUUUUGUUUUUGUUUUUCAUCAAGUACCUUGCUGUUGACUGUUUAAUCAGUCGCUGUACUUUCAGAUCUUCGGUUUAGUCCAGUCUGACCAAGAGAAACUCAAACAACUGAAACCCAGAAGCCCAUUUUAGUUAAGUCACUUUAAACAUGCUCUUUCAGCACAGAUGUGACUCAGCAGUUAUUGCAGGACAUUUCCCUUUUCAUUUUGAUACCACAGACACGCCAAUUAUUAUUUUCCAUGAUUAAACAUUGCAAGCAUCCAAAGUAUGUUGAUUUUAAAAACAAACAUAAAUGAUAUGCUGCACAUAGUUCAUUUUAUUAACGUGAAUAUGACAGUUUUUUAUAAAUUACUUACUUUCAGGUUCAGUGGUUUGAGUUACUCCGUAGUGUGCAGGUUCUUCUAGGUGAUAUGAAAAUAGUUAAGAUAACUCUAAUAAUAGCUCCUAAAUGUAGUUACAGUAACUACCUGGUUAUGUUAGAAAAACAGCAGUUCCAGGUCCACUGCUUUACCUUUUUUAAGAAAAUGUUAUCAAAAAAAUGAUACCAAGAAGGAAAAUUAGGCCUAGAUUGAAAAUAAUCAUGAAUUAUAAGUUUUAAGCUAUCUUGUCAAUGUUAAGCUCUGCACAUCUAUCGCAUUUAAAAUGAAUGUGUGUUCUUAUUUUAAUAAAACAAAAAAUCUGAGUUAAGCCUUGUGUGCCAUGUGCAAAACGUGAUGGGUCUUGAUUUCCUGUUCCUUACUUGGAGCGGUGAACAAAUGCUGCAUCUGCAGACGACAUGAUUGAGUGAAGUGCCUCUUUUGGAGUCCCUUUUGGAUUAAUGAUAUUUGGGUUUUGUUCUGUUUGUGACUUCUGGUCGGGAGAUGUGUUUACCAAAGAUAUUUUUUUGUUAGUAUUUUUGAUUGUAUUGUAAGCAUUCAUUUUUUUUCUUUUUUUUUUUUAAAAAGGAAACAUGAAGGCAUUGCAGUCUAAAGAAAGAUCAUUAUUAUUUUUAAGAAAAGAAAAAUAAAGCUUAAAAUGAGAUACCAUUAGGAGUUUCUUGGGAAUUUGUUUUGAUCAUGCGCUCAGUUGUAUUUACCAGAAAUAGGCUACUGUAUAGAAUAUUAUAUAUGAAUAUAUUCAUAUAUAAUAAUGUAAAUCUGAAUUGAAUAUUUUUUUUAUACUACUGUCUACUCCACACUAAAACAAGAACGUCAAGAUCUCCCAAAAAUGUUGCUUUAGACAUUUCAGUACACUUUUUUUAUUCAAUAACGUCAUACUCAGAGUUAUUUUCGCUUAUGUAGAAUUGCAUCUGGCCCCCUCGUUGUGUUAGGGACCCCUGAAUUUAAAGGAACCGUUGGAUCUGCACCCUCAUUUAUCCAGGGAAUGUUGCUUUGAAUAGUGGAAUAAACUGUACACACUAAACAUA
Molecule: messenger RNA, 5288 nt
Organism: Perca fluviatilis (European perch)
Lineage: Eukaryota; Metazoa; Chordata; Actinopteri; Perciformes; Percidae
Gene: parp10
Product: poly(ADP-ribose) polymerase family member 10
Exons: 11
Coding region: 144-3764 (1206 amino acids)
Biological process (GO): negative regulation of gene expression
Cellular component (GO): cytoplasm; nucleus
Molecular function (GO): transcription corepressor activity; NAD+ poly-ADP-ribosyltransferase activity
Source: RefSeq, a predicted model, not a curated record